Messenger RNA from Amphimedon queenslandica, 1260 nucleotides. RefSeq lists its product as uncharacterized. The record is from RefSeq and is a predicted model, not a curated record. NCBI's taxonomy places the organism in Eukaryota, Metazoa, Porifera, Demospongiae, Haplosclerida, Niphatidae. The coding region runs from base 43 to 1188 and encodes 381 amino acids. The transcript is spliced from 11 exons.
GUGUUCCUUAGAUAGCAUUGUUCAACUGUUGGCUGGUAGAUCAUGAGUGGAUCUACUAGCUGGAUCAGGUUUGCUGGUGCCUUCUUGUGCAUUGGACUCGCUGUAACUACGUGGGUCGUAAUGGCUGUAACUUUACAAGGAUUAUUCAAAAGCUACCCACAAUCGUAUUUCAUGGUGUACUGGAUUCACAGUUGGUAUGCUGUCAUGUAUGUAGCUUGGAAAACAUGGAGAGAGUUCCCUGGAAACUUGAAAUGCAACAGAGCUGGUGAUGGUUCAUUAACAUGGAAGAGAGCAUUGUGGAGCAGUGCUGUGGUUAGUGUCACAUCAUUGUUAUCAGCUUAUUUCUGGUACCUAUCCCUACCACAAACAAGUGUUCCUGCUAAUGUUGCCAUAUAUCAAUCUGCUGUGGCUUUCACUUUCAUUUUAUCGGUCCCUUUGCUAAGAGAAUCAGUCACUGUUGUUAAGAUACUGGCUGUUUCAUUUUCCAUUACUGGAGUGGCUCUAGUGUCAGUAUAUUCUGAAAGGGAUAAGUCCGGUCCUGUUCAUCAGUCUGUUCUUGGUUAUGUUUAUUUAGUGACCAGUACUAUACUCUAUGCCCUGAUGGAGGUCCUGUUUAAGAAGUUGGCUAGUUUUAAGGAUGACCCCGCUUCAGGAUACAAUGGCAUGAGGAUGGUUGGAUUGAUGGGAAUUCAUACUGUACUGUGGAUGUGGCCACCACUCAUAGUAUUACAUUAUUCAAAUGUGGAGCCAUUCCAUUGGCCUAGUAAAGAUAUAUUAUAUCAGAUAUUGUACAAUACGGUUCUUGAUGUAACCUUCAAUGCUUCUCUAUUCAUUUGUGUUGCUUUAUCAUCUCCACUUUUUGCAACUGUUGGAACAGUCACUGCUAUUCCUGCUUCUGUAAUUGUUGAUUAUAUAAGAAACAGACGGAGCUCAUUCCCACUAGUGUACGUGGGUAUGAUGAUGAUUAUUGUUGGCUUCACUGGAUUUGUGCUAUCAGAAUUCAUGCACAUUAAAAGAGAUAAGAGAGAGGCUGACAAGAUAGCUAGAGAUAAUAUUUCUAUUGCAUCAGAUUAUUAUAGUGCUGACGAUAAGUAUGCCAGCAUUAAUGCCAUCCCAAGCAACGAGACCGACAGUUUACUGGAGAAAAGAGUCAACUGGAGAAAUAAUGUAUUUAAGUAUAUUUUGUGAAUUUUAUGAAUAUAAGUUAUUUAUUUACACCUGACCAAACUUAAUUUGGAAAGUGGAAAUAUUUUUACUCAA